AUGAGCAUGAGCAUGAGCGAUAUUAUGCUGGCGGACGUCGUGACUCUACAAGGCAGCGAUCAUGAGCUAUCGGCCGUUUCGCCUCCACCCCUGGAUCCCGCUUCGUCUGAACCAUAUUUCUCUCAAGCACCAACCGUAGAAAAAUCCGUGGAAGAGGAGCCGGCCCUGAGUGUUUUCCUCGACAGCAUUCAAUUUGAAAAUGGGUUCGGUGUGGUCAAGAUCUCUUCGAAGAUUCCUGCAGAAACUGCCAAGAUUAUCAGCACCAGGAUGUUCCUCGUGGAUGCUGUCAGCUUUGUCUCUGCUACUGCUGGCCCGACGUUCAGUUGUGGUCUGAGUGGUUUAGAUCUUCUCUUGAAGUACUUGUCCUCGCUGAUGGGCGUUGGGAUGAAACAGGGCAGCUUGUAUCUAGUUUUUCUCCCUGAGCACAUCGUCUAUGCGUUUCAGAUAGCUGCAUUCUUCGUUUCGUAUCAUGCAAUGAGGAUCCAAGACAUGGACACGUACUAUAAGGCGACUGGUCUCAACGUGACAUGUUUCAUCUUGAUGUUUCUCGUCCUUUUCAACAAGCGGCCUCCAUUACAGUUGUGUCGUCGAGCACCACGAUCUAGAGAGCCUUCCAAACUUGUGCAGUAUGCAGAUUUAUUCUAUCACGUCGUGAUGAUGGUUCUCAUCUUCAUCGCCUUAAUCACUUCAGGAGUUUGUACACACUGCGAUGGGUCGUACUCGCCCAGUUUGUCGCAUUUGUGUCAAUACAAUGCUCGCAGUCAAGGUUUCCAUGAUGAUCAAAAUGUCAACACUCGUGUCAGUCUGUCGUCCUGUACAUAUGUUUGUGAUAGUGACAGGAAGGACGCCUGCAUUGGAGGUGUCAUUACGAAUCUGCUUGUUAUUAUCAUGGUAUUUGUGCGUAUCUUCAUGGGAGUUUUGGCAUUUCUAUUUGAGCUUCGAAAAGAAGGGAGGAAAUCUAGUGCCGCUUUCCCGAGUUCUCUCGUGACUCUGCAUGGACCAUCCUCCCAUGGAUUUCCUUUUCGAGUUUGUGUCUCAGAAGAGAGCGUGGAAGUCAUCAUGUCGCAGAUCAAGAAGACGAGAGACCCCAAGAAGAUUCAAACAGGCUUCGAGCUCUUUAGCCCGUUGACGUCCUGGUGUUGGAUGGCUCUCUUUGGAAAGGUCAAUGUUUAA
Guillardia theta CCMP2712 is the source of this 1173-nucleotide messenger RNA. RefSeq lists its product as hypothetical. Lineage: Eukaryota; Cryptophyceae; Pyrenomonadales; Geminigeraceae. Bases 1 to 1173 code for a protein of 390 amino acids. The transcript has 3 exons. The record is from RefSeq and is a predicted model, not a curated record.